Molecule: messenger RNA, 948 nt
Organism: Drosophila miranda
Lineage: Eukaryota; Metazoa; Arthropoda; Insecta; Diptera; Drosophilidae
Product: sulfotransferase 1E1-like
Exons: 7
Coding region: 1-792 (263 amino acids)
Biological process (GO): sulfation
Cellular component (GO): cytoplasm
Molecular function (GO): sulfotransferase activity
Source: RefSeq, a predicted model, not a curated record
AUGCUUAAGCACAUGCUGCUGCAACAUGCUGCUAAUUUGGUAAUUCAAUUCAACGACUGCAACUUCGAGGCGGCUCUGGCCAAAGACCUGGAACUGCGCAGUCCAUUCGUCGAGUUUUAUUUCAACACACACGGUGAUGAUAGUAGGGUCUUUGCGCCUGUCCAAGAUUUUGUCUCGCCGCGGGUCAUCAAGUCCCAUCUGCCGCUGCCCCUGCUGCCUGCCCAGUUGUGGCAGAAGCGGCACAAAGUGGUGUACGUGUUUCGGAAUCCCCUCGAUGCCUUGGUCUCUCGGUACUAUCAUGGCGUGACCUAUGGCCACAACUACGGCAAGACCUUGGCACAGUUUAUCGAAGAGAAUCUUGACACAGAUGCCACAUUCAGAAACGCCAUCGAACACGCCCACGAGUUCUAUCAGCUGCGCCAUGAGCCCUGGCUGUACUACACGAGCUUCGAGCGCAUGAAUAAGAAUCUCCGAGCUGUGGUCGAGGAUCUGUGUCGCUUUCUGAACAAACCCAUAGCGGAUCAGCCAAUGGAUCAACUGCUGAAGCAUCUAUCUUUUGAGGAGAUGAAAAAAAAUCCAACAACGAAUCAUCUGUGGGAGAUUUUGCAAGUGAAUCACAAAGAUGCUGGCAAGGAAAAGCACAAUUUCGUUCGUCGUGGCAAGGUGAACGGAUACAAAGAUGAGCUGUCCGGCGAGCAGAUAGGGAAGGCGAACCACUACAUACAGCGGUGUCUGAAGGAGAAGGCCAUAACUCUGGAUGAGCUUCUGCUACUAAAUGAUCCUUUUGCGUGAAAAUCAUCAGAUAAACUAUAGUACUAUAGUAAAUUAACUGUAUAGUAUGUAUAGGGUACCUAAUUUUCCACCAAUAACAAUUACAAAAUUUGCAUUUGUUUUAAUUCGUAAUUGUUGUAAUAAAAGCCCAAUAUCAUAGGGACAAAUACAUAGAUA